GAACGCUUUGACCAGAUCGGUUUCGGCAACUGGGGGAGCGUCUGGCUUUGCAUGCCAUAUGCUGAGCCAUCCGAUGGCCGUCACCUGAGACCUCUCACCGACGUCAAGGUUGCCACAAAACUCGUCCACAGGUCAAGAACCCCUACCGCCAAGGCUCGAGUGCAAUCACUAUGGAACGAGUGGAAGAUUGUCACCUCGCUGAGACAUCCAUCCAUAAUCGAUUUCUUCUCAUUCGUUGUCUCAGAUUCACAUGCACUCAUCACGAUGGCGUACCAUCCUCGGCUCGUGUCUGUGGAAGUACCGGAACAGUACGCUAAGGAGUGGUUCUGUUCUCUGCUCUCCGGAGUUGAAUAUCUCCACAAUCGAGGGAUUGCACACAACGACAUCAAACCAGCUAACAUCCUGCUCACACCUGCCAACGUCCCAGUUCUAAUCGACUUUGGCUUCGCGAAACAAUACGACCCACAGGCUCCGGACGCAUUCCAUAGCAAUCUUAGCUACGGUACUCCCGAGUACCUUUCGCCAGAACGGUCUGCGGGUCAUUUGCACGAUAGCCGCAAGUCAGACAUAUGGUCGCUUGGUGUGACCUUCUUUGAAAUCCUCGUUGGUCGGACGCCCUUUGAGAAAAUUGAAGGUGAAGAGUUCAAUACCAAGGAGCAACUACAUCGGUAUUGGACUUUGACUCUACGCGGCAAGUGGGUUGGCAAAUGGACAAUGUCUCCUGCAAUGGAAAAGCUUCUCCGUCGAAUGAUCCUUCCUAACGCCGACCUACGCUGCACUGCCGCGGCUGCUAUUGCUGAUCCAUAUUGGCAACAAAGCGACACCCCUGAGGCGAAGGCGAAGCCCAGUACUCAUGCGCACAGUGAGUUCUGA
Molecule: messenger RNA, 873 nt
Organism: Phanerochaete carnosa HHB-10118-sp
Lineage: Eukaryota; Fungi; Basidiomycota; Agaricomycetes; Polyporales; Phanerochaetaceae
Exons: 6
Biological process (GO): peptidyl-serine phosphorylation; autophagy
Cellular component (GO): cytoplasm
Molecular function (GO): ATP binding; protein serine/threonine kinase activity
Source: RefSeq, a predicted model, not a curated record